Molecule: messenger RNA, 522 nt
Organism: Lasiosphaeria miniovina
Lineage: Eukaryota; Fungi; Ascomycota; Sordariomycetes; Sordariales; Lasiosphaeriaceae
Exons: 3
Coding region: 1-522 (173 amino acids)
Source: RefSeq, a predicted model, not a curated record
AUGAAGCCCUCCAAAGUCCUUCCUCUACUCGCGUGCUGCGUCUCGUCCGCUCUGGGCGCGGCCAUGUCCCCCGUCGUCGACCCCAGCGACGCCAUUAUCGCGGCAUUUGCCGCUACAAGCAACCUCAAGGUCGGCGACAACUACGAAGGACAAAGGAGCAAGGAGAGCCUGGGAACCCCAGUCCAAUGCCAAGUGUCCAGCCCCAACCACGACGGGUACGCUGUCAAGAAAUGGUACCUCAAGGAAGGGCUCGGCUACCUGCGCGAGCCGGGUCGCAUGUGCAACAUCGCCGCGGGCCAGACAGGGUGCGGGCGCAUCAGCUGCUCGUGGGGCGCCGCCGUCUACCUGUGCGCCCACAACGCCCACGGCGCCAAGAUCGACCUGCCGUGCAGCGACGCCGCCGAACUCGUCUCGGCCGUGCUCAACACGUGCCGCCACGACUACAAGGAUACACUGGUCAAGGGCCUGGCCUGGGACGCCGAGAAGCGGUUUAGCGUGGAGCUGUACGAGGACCGGUGCUGA